UGCUGAUACACCUGGCUUUUAUUGGAAGAGGAAAUCUAUGAAUAAAAAAUCCUACACCACAAAUAGAUUGAUGGGAAAACUUACAAGAUUACUUGAUCUAGUUCACUGCACAAAUGAACCCAACGUUUCCAUACCCCAGUUGGCAAACCUACUCAUCGAAAGGUCACAGAACACAAACUGGGUUGUUGUCUACAAGGCCCUGGUCACCGUACAUCACAUGAUGUGCUACGGAAAUGAGAGGUUUACGCAAUAUUUAGCAUCGAGCAAUAGUACUUUCCAACUCAGUAAUUUCCUAGACAAAAGUGGAGUUCAAGGCAUCUUGGGUAAUAAGUCUGGGUAUGACAUGUCCCCUUUCAUCAGAAGAUAUGCGAAAUAUUUGAAUGAAAAAGCUCUUUCAUACAGAACUGUGGCUUUCGAUUUUUGUAAAGUUAAGAGGGGAAAAGAAGAUGGUAUGUUAAGAACGAUGAAUGCUGAUAAACUAUUAAAGACACUACCCGUACUACAAAACCAACUCGAUGCCCUGUUGGAAUUUGACUGUUCUGCGAAUGACCUCACGAACGGAGUUAUCAAUAUGUCAUUCAUGCUGUUAUUUAGGGAUCUCAUAAGACUUUUUGCUUGUUACAAUGAUGGAAUUAUAAAUUUGUUAGAAAAAUUCUUCGAUAUGAACAAGAAGCAAUGCAAAGAAGCCUUGGAUAUUUAUAAAAAGUUCCUCGUAAGGAUGGACAGGGUAGGAGAGUUUUUGAAAGUCGCUGAGAAUGUUGGAAUAGAUAAAGGUGAUAUUCCCGACUUAACCAAAGCUCCCAGCAGUCUAUUAGAUGCUUUAGAACAACACUACAAUCACAUGGAUGGGAAGAAAUCAUCGUCAACACAAUCCAGUAACCAGAAGAAUGUGAAAUCCGGAGUGACAGCUUUGUCAUCAACAAGCAAUGCUUUCGGUAAUGUCGUUGCGAAUGGAAAAUUCGACACGUCUAAUGGCAUAGAUGAAAACCUGAAAUUACAGAUACUGGCUGAAGAGGAAGCCGCCAUGAACCAGUUCAAGUCGAAGGUCCAAUCGCCUACAACAGCCAACAACCCCUUCCUGAGCAACUCUUCCUCUUCGGCGACCGUUUCGUCCGCGUCCAAUCCGCAAGUGGAUCUGUUCGUCGCCGAUCCGAUUACAACCAAUCACAAAGCGUCCGACGACCUGUUGCAACUGUCAAAUCCGUUCGUGGACGCUUUCACGCAGCCGCCGUUGACGAACACCGUGGCCAACAAUGCAUCACCUUUCAUGACGCCACCACCUGCCCAACAGAACAACGUCUGGAUCACAAAUGGAAAUGGUUUUGGAAACACACCGAUAGCCUCUCAUCCUGUGAUAACCAACGGUUCGUUUGUAUCAGAAAACAACUUCGCUACAGUUUUUGGAAAUCCAGACGCACAAGCGAGCAACUUGGAUGCGUUGGGCGGCGUUUUGCAACCAAUGAAUGCCGGCGGUGGCGGUCCUAUUACCACUAUCUCCAGCGCCUCCAACAAUAACGUCUCUCCCAAUCCGACCUCUGCCCAGGGGCUGCUUACCGGCGACCUCGAGUCCAGCCUUGCAUCACUCGCAGAGAACCUCACUAUCAACAGUCGGACGGCUUCUGUCAAGGGCGUGCAAUGGAACUCUCCGAAGAACGGAUCGAAAACGGGUAGUAGCUGGAGCCCCCAGCCCAUCUCGGACACGACCAACAUCGGCUACAAACCCAUGAAUCAGUCCAUGCAGUCAUCACCAUUCAGCAGCAUGACUGUCACUCCCACUCCUGCACAAAUCUACCCACCCAUGAUGAUGACUGAUAGAUCCGGCCAGUGGCCAGGAUAGUAAGCAACUUCUCGCACAACAAAUUGCAUAAGGGCAUACGUCCAGUAGGGGUGCCAGGGACUCACGCUAUGAUGGCACCGAUUCCAGCGAUGUCGCAAGUAAAUUCUGCGCCGAACCAGAUGGGACAGUCACUGCUCUUCCAUUGAAACUACUGAAUAACUAUCGUCCACUUUUUACGUGUGAAUGCAUGUCUAUGCCAUUACUUCUUGUAUGUAUAUAUAUUUUCGAGUAUAACAAUCAUGGGUACAAUAAUAGAUAUAGUAUAACUUCAAAAAUUGUACAUAUCUCUACCCUUAUGUGAUGAUGGUGAUAAACUAAAGUUAAUUAUCCGUUAGGUAAAUGAUUCUUGUCUUUUUUACUGUUGGUUUUUUAUAGGAAAGUCUUAAUCGAUUAGAAAUGUGAAUGUACCCGUAUCUAUCUAUCCAACAGUGAAACAUCACAGGUAGAACAAAAUGAUUGCCUUUUCUGUACAGGGUAUCUGAGUUUGUGAUAGGUGAAGUUUGGAAGACGAUAUUCGAAGUAUUUAUGGCAAAAAUAUACAGAAAAAAAAUAUAAAGAAUCCUUGAACCUUCGGUUAUUUUUUAAAAGAUGUCAGAGGCCUCUGAAGUCGAGAACUAAUCAUCUAUAUACGGCGUUGGAUAAAUCGCAUACUUUCAAGUUCAACAUAUGAAUAAAUAGCGGGUGUUCUGAAAGUUGGGACAUUACUUUUCAGGAAUAACUUCACUUGAAAUGACAAAAGUUAAUGUGCGAUGAAACAGCAGCAAAUAAUUUUGAAGAAAGUACUCGCCUUUCGUUUUAUAAGAAAUUUAAAAUACUGCUCUGUCUACAGGAAAUCCAAAUAUCACUGAGGAGGUAAUGUGUACAAGACAGAAGUGCGAUAAAGCAUGCAAUACGAAUGUUAGAAAGAGUGCGCCGAUGGCAACGCGGCAAGCCGCAGCUGCGACCGUGGUCUCGCCACUCGGGUUGCUAGGCAACUUGAACCUCUAUCUCUUUCUAACAUACGUAUUGAAAGCUGCUCGCGUUUCUCUUUCAUACACAUUACGACGUCAGUGGUAUAUGGAUUUCUCGGUAUAAUGCUUCUGAAAAAGUUAGCAGUUGUCACCAUUCGAUUAAGAAGAAACACAAGCAUGCUCGGUAUUUGUAAAAUUCGAGGUUAUCUAGCCCAUUGCUGCCAGAUAAAAAAUGCUGAAAACGGUGACGCGAAAACUAAAAAAGCGGCUUACUAAGAUGAAUCUUGUUACUGAUCGAAUGCCAUUGUUGACAAAUGCAGAGCUGGGGACGUUCUUGCAACUCCCAAAAUACAGCAAUUUGUUCUAAUCUAUUGAAGGAAAUGGUUGGCCUGAGUAUCUAGUGGGGCGGAUAUGACCAGAGCCUUAUCAGUAAAAAAUCGGUAGAUGUUAAUCGUUGUAAAGCCAAAACUGAAACCAAAGACUUAAAACAGUAUGUUUACGGAAACACGAUAGAUCUGGCAUCACCGCAAAUACGGUAGAACUGGCAGCACUAUUCUAGGCUUUGCCCACCUAGAUGUUCGUGCAAAGGACCUGUUCUUAGUUGUUGAACUAACUAAAAUUACCAAGCUACGCAGCAUUGAAUAAACCCUGAAUGUGAUUAAAAUAAACUUGAUAAACCCCAACAUCUUAGAAACACCGUAAGUUAACACUCAGCGUUCGUUAUUGCAGUAGAAGUGUGUAAUGUUCGUUUUUUUGUUACACCUGUUUGUACUAUUAAUAAAAUUUACUUAUAACUAUACGUCAUGUAAGGAAAAUUCCCAACUUUAAGGAAACCCCGUAUAUUUGAUUUCUUAUGGCAUCAUUAUUUAUAUAACUAAGAAUGUUUCUUUGUUGGAUAGAUGUUGCUGAGAAUUAUUAUGAAUUGAUCGUGACCAAUACAUAGAAUUGGAACAAGAGGGCAAAAAUCCUAUCAAUACAUUUGAUAUCUUUCUUCCUGAUUAGUAUAGCAUUUAAUCUAGCAAAAUACAAGACGUCAUAGCCUAUCGUUACACAGAAAAUUCCCUCUAUCUAAAAAAUUCUAAUAAGGGAGUUGUGUAUUUUUCUAUUGAUGUUGAAAAAUCAUAGAUUAUAUGAGACAAUAAAUGUGCAAAAUGGUCCAGUAGCCAGAGAUAUUGUGAAUAGUUCCAUUUGAGAUUGGUAAUAACAUAAUGUGAAGAUGUAUUAUAUAUUUAUAAGUAUUUUUAACAAUAGCAUUAUAGCCAUAUCAAGUCGAAAACUCGUUGUCUGUAAUAAAUAGCAUUUCGACUACAUUCACAAAGGAUCCAUAUGAUAAGAUUGCAGAAACGGUAAAAUAUUCGAUGUCUACGUCGUAGAAAUCCGUUAGAUUGCAUGUUGUAGGCAUGUGCCACCAAAAGAUGCUGUAAUCUUAAGAUACGACAGUUACGUCGAAAACGUUAUGCUGAUUGCAGACAACUCUCUGAAACUUUCGACAACCCUGCUUAUCAGUAGUAUCUGUGUGUACAUGCGAUAUUAAAGUAAUUCUGGAAUUUUAUUGAAGUGGUCGCACAACCUAUACUACAUAAUGUUAUUUGCGAAGAUUUUCUCUUGUAUAUAAGAUACAAGCACCGAGAUUACAGUGUAAUGGUAUUGUUUUGAAAUAUAUAUUUUUAUUAUGCAUAUAUGUUAGUGCAUUUUAUUAUAUUUGCUUCUGUAACACAGGAUAUUAGUUAUUAUUAGGUGUAUAAAUAAAAACUAUUGCAAUAUUCAA
Molecule: messenger RNA, 4555 nt
Organism: Acanthoscelides obtectus
Lineage: Eukaryota; Metazoa; Arthropoda; Insecta; Coleoptera; Chrysomelidae
Source: the annotation of a GenBank genome assembly